Messenger RNA from Durio zibethinus, 1098 nucleotides. The record is from RefSeq and is a predicted model, not a curated record. Lineage: Eukaryota; Viridiplantae; Streptophyta; Magnoliopsida; Malvales; Malvaceae.
AUGGUUUUCUUCAAGGUCCUCACUAAAAUCUUCUCAGGCUCCAGCGCUGCAACACUUCCUGAGUCUACCAUGAAGUAUUACAGUGACUUGCACGACGGAAUACGGAGUAAUAUGCUAAUGUUUAAAGCAAGGAAAAUGUUGGUUAAGAUAAUUCAAGAUGUCCUGGAUGAAAGGAAAGCAAGGAAUAAGAUUGGUCAUCAUGAACCAAAUGAAAAGAAAGCCAUGAUCGAUCUAUUUAUAGAAGUUGAAGAUGAAAAGGGCCAGAAGUUGGCGGAUAAGGAUAUAGUUAAUAUACUGCUUCUCUUCCUGAUAGCCGGUCAUGAUAGCUCAGCCACUGCUGAAGAGCAAGAGGAAAUUUUUAAGACAAGACCAUCAGGACAGAAGGGGUUGAAUCUCAAGGAAAUAAGACAAAUGGAAUAUCUUUCAAAGGCAUCAUUUUUUUUUCCUUUUUUCCCCUAUUUUUGCCAUGCAUCAGUAUCAGCUAGCUCAAUGGCUAAAAAGUUACCUUUCAUUUCUGCAGGAAGAGCAAGAGGAAAUUUAAAGACAAGACCAUCAGGACAGAAGGGGUUGAAUCUCAAGGAAAUAAGAGACAAAUGGAAUAUCUUUCAAAGGCAUCAUUUUUUUUUCUUUUUUUCCCCUAUUUUUGCCAUGAUAGAUACUGAUGCCGUGAUUGAUGAGACAUUGAGAAUUACCAAUCUUUUAUUUGCCAAUUUUCAGUCAUUUUUGUUCAAUAUUCGACUUCCUAUCUUACCAAAUGAAAAACACUUUUUUCCAGGUUAUUUCAUACCAAAAGGUUGGAAGGUUUUGGUUUGGAACAGGGAAGUUCACAUGGACCCUGAAAAUUAUGAACAUCCAAAGGAUUUUCUUCCUUCAAGAUGGGAUAAUAAUAAAUCGAAACCAGGAGCCUUCAUUCCCUUUGGAGGAGGAGUCAGAAUUUGCCCUGGAUCUGAGCUGGCGAAGCUUCAAAUCUUCAUUUUCUUUCAUUAUUUUCUCCUUAACUACAAACUUGAACAAAUUAAUCCUGGAAGACGUGUUGUGUAUUUCUAUGGGCCAAGACCAACAGACCACUGCCUCGCAAGAGUCGUUGAGCUCCCAUGA